Molecule: messenger RNA, 3867 nt
Organism: Micropterus salmoides (largemouth bass)
Lineage: Eukaryota; Metazoa; Chordata; Actinopteri; Centrarchiformes; Centrarchidae
Gene: mkxa
Product: mohawk homeobox a
Exons: 7
Coding region: 214-1326 (370 amino acids)
Biological process (GO): cell development; regulation of transcription by RNA polymerase II; muscle organ development
Cellular component (GO): nucleus
Molecular function (GO): DNA-binding transcription factor activity, RNA polymerase II-specific; RNA polymerase II cis-regulatory region sequence-specific DNA binding
Source: RefSeq, a predicted model, not a curated record
GGUGGUCCGUGUGGUUUGAGCUCAGGAUCUCAGGACGGGAACAUGUGAGCAGGGAAUGGGCGACUGGAAACAGGAUUAUUGUUCUACACAACAGCGAGACGCAGGAGGGGCCCGGGACAGGAGAGACACGGGGACACUGACAAAUCAGAGGAGAUUUUUUUUUCCUUUUUCAUUUUUGCGCAUCAGAGAAGUCCGGGAAAUAGCUGGCCAAAGAUGAACACCAUUGUGUUUAACAAGCUGAGCAGCCAGGUCCUGUUUGAGGAGAAGGCGAAAGAGGUGGAAAUGAGCAGCAGAAAUUAUCUAGAAGUCAUCGACGGGCAACAUCCAGACCUCCUCUCUAGCAACCAGACCAUCAGAGACAACCAGGCCAUCAGACACAGGCGGAGCGGGGGUCGUCCCAGCGGCGGUAAAGUGCGACACAAGCGUCAGGCUCUGCAGGACAUGGCACGGCCUCUCAAGCAAUGGCUCUACAAGCACCGAGACAACCCCUACCCCACCAAGACGGAGAAAAUCCUACUGGCUCUCGGCUCGCAAAUGACCCUGGUCCAGGUCUCCAACUGGUUUGCUAAUGCAAGGAGGCGGCUGAAGAACACGGUGAGGCAGCCAGACCUGAGCUGGGCGCUCAGGAUCAAGCUCUACAACAAAUACGUUCAGGGCAACGCAGAGAGGCUGAGCGUUAGCAGUGACGACAGCUGCUCUGAAGAUGGGGACAACCCUCAGAGGACACAGAGCGGCCCCGAGGAGCUCAACAAGCCUAUGUACCAGAGCGUGAUCAAGAAGGAGGGCUCCUCCAUGGUGGGCAUGGCCAUGGGCAUGGGUAUGGCUAUGGGUAUGGGAGCAGGGCUGCGCUCAGCCGCUGAGGCUGCCUCCCUGGCUGAGGACUACGUGUCUCCACCCAAGUACAAGAGCAGCCUGCUGCACCGCUACCUGAACGACUCGCUGCGCCACGUCAUGGUGGCCAACGCCGUCAUGGAUGCUCGCAAGAGGAACCACUCCGGCUCCUUCAGCUCCAACGAGUACGACGAUGAGCUGCUCUCGCCAUCCUCCUCUGAGGCUGAGGCGAACUUUGUUUAUCGGGCUGAAACCGCAGACCAUGGAUCAAGUAAAUGUGACAACAGUGGCAGCGGUGGCGUCGGAGCUGCGCAGAAGGAGAAGGUGAAGGGCAAAGACGAGACGUAUUGGAGGGAGAUCAACGCCGCCAUGGCCUUGACCAACUUGGCGCAGGGGAAGGACAGUGUCUCCGGGACCACCAGCUGCAUCAUCCAGAAGUCCUCCCAUAUAGCAGAGAUCAAGACUGUUAAAGUGCCUCUGAUGCAGAAAUAUUAGCCCUGACGUCGUCCUCAAAUCUCUCUAUGCAAACCAGAAACAUUCCUGUUUCAGCAAACUUGCUGGAGUCCAAAUAAACUCCCCUUGAAAUGAAAAGAGAACUGCGCGGAACAAAGAGAACUCUCAGUCUUUUUGGUUGUUCUUACUUUCUUAAAAAGUGUAAAAGAGGCCUUGAACAUCAUUAUCUUUGCUGGGUUGAUGUGCGACAGACAAGUGCGACAAGUGUUGAUGAUAAUUUCACUGCAGUAUUUCCUAAAACAAGACACUUUUGUAAUGUUAACUUAUUUUUGAUGACUCUGAUUUUUUUUUUUUAUUUCUUCUUUUUUUAAUGCUACGAAAUUUGUAUUUUGCCAAAGUGCCUUUUGUUAUUUAGACAAAUAACUCACCGACUGUGGUCAAUGCAAAGUACAGAUGCUGAGGUGCCUCUUUCAAAUUUGUGAAGGAAUAUUUGACCAAGUUUAGAGUCACAAGUCAUGAUCCAGCAUUUGUUUUGUGAAUGAAAACUCCCCACAACAGCCUGUGCCUUAAGGACUGAAUGAGCUCACCAUUUGAGGCCCUGGUGAACUCAAAUAGCAUGCACACAAACACAUACACACUCUCUUAGACAAUACUCAGCUCUAAUUCCUUGAAGGCAUUGUUCUUGUUAUGACUGGAGUCUUCAUUUUGACUGUAAAAGGAACACUGUUUUGUCUCAGUCGACCUCUCAGUGCUGGCAGGCCAACAAUAACUGUCGGAUACGCAGAUAAAUUGCCCUAAUGUGAGCAGCAGAUCGAUAAGCAGCCAGUGUUCUCCACCUUGUCCACGUCUCGGCCUUGGAUUUCACAAACCAGCGAAGGAUUCCUUUCUUAUCGUGGCUUUUAGUUGCUGAAACGUGCACAAAUGCUCAGCUGGACCCAAAUGAAGUCACGUUCCCCCAGCAGUGACACAGAUGUACGUAGAUCUACAGGCAUGCUUUAAGGUUCAGUGCAGUAUCUGUUCUAACAGAAGAAUGUCAUGACCUAAAAGGGAUGUUUUUGCUUUGCAUUAUCAGCGUUUUAUGUGGACAGUAUUGGCUUUUCACAUGUUUGUGCUCAGAACAAGAUAGUCCGGAGAAAAGCCGCCACCAGCUCCCCCAGCCUUUUGAUCCUCAGCCCCCUCAGCUGUUUAACAUUACAUUCAAAUUGCUGUUUACAAGAAGCCAGUGGAUAGAUUUAAAAGUUUGACUUACUCCCCUCGCUUUUUUUUUUUUUUUUUUUUUGGUUUGUCUUCAAAACUACAUUCCAGUAUUAUCUAUUUGUCGGCCAAGCUAAUGUUCAAAGUAUUUGUUAUUGUCAAUCUGUACAUGUGUGGUUGUUUUGUUUUUGAUGUUUUGUACUUGGUUUCAGUUAACUGCACCAAAUUAAGAGUUUCUUUUUGUCAUCCAAUGGAAAGAAUCUCCUCUAUAGAAAGUACCUAUGUACGGUGCAUAUGUUAGAAACGUUUGCGGUGAACGAUGCCGAGUUCACAAACUGGGGGCAAAUCAAGAUGGACUUGUGGGAGAAGCUGAAGUUGGCUCUCUAUGCUGACUUUUUAAUUUUGUGUAUAUCUUCAAGGUACUGUUUAUGUGUGUCAAAAUGUACACUCCUUCAUAAAUUGUGCAGUUUUCAUUUUUUCGACAGACCUGGACUGUGGUCGAGGACCUUAAGAGGGAGGGAAGCUGUGCAAAGUGACUUUUUGACCUUUUUUAUGUGUCUUGAAUGUGCAAACUGUUAAAAAAAAGCUGCACUUACAAUUCUUGGUUUUCAAUCAGAAAACACACAGCCUCCACUGAGAACCUAUGGAUGGGUGUGUUUUUACAUAAAGGUGAAGAGAAGUAAAAUAAAUUAAGGACAAACCUAUAUAAUUUCUACUAGCGUGCCUAUGGAAGUACAAUGAAAUCAAUCGCACUAACCAAUCCCCAGGCACUAUUUGCUUAUGCGUGGGGGUUCUGGGCUCCCACAUGUGUUUUUUAUACACCUGAUCCAGGCAGGGUAGCUGCGGGGUAGUGCUGGGCCAGCUCCUUGUGUUUCUAAUCGCACCUCUGAACCUCGGGACCACUCGUGACCCUCACACCUCACACGAUACCCACUCACUGGGAAGAGAAAGAGUGAGGAAAGGAGGCUUCAGAGACUACAGAGCAGCCUUUGUUGUUCCUACCUGCACUCCCUCCCCAACAAUGACACUAUGAGUACUAACAAAAGGGUUUCUAUGGCCAAGACAUUGGUACUGUACAUGCCUUUCUCCAGCACAAGCCCUGCUUUCACAACCAUGCUGACAAAUGGAAAGCUAUGGUAUGUAUUAAAGCCUAUAAAUUAUUAUUACAGACUUUGUAAAGACGAAGAAAGUGGUGACCAUAGUUUGUUUUUUUAUUGUUAAGUUAUAUAAAUUGAGAUUUUUGUUUUGUUUUGAUAGAGACUGGAUUUUCAAUCCAAUGACCAAAUGCAUCUCUCCUUGUAUUGUCCGAGUUGCUCUCAUGUAAUAUUUCUUUUAUAAAAACAGUUGUUUCUUGGUCACAGCAAUGAAUAAACCUCUGAAUGAAAUGAA